CCUGCCCGCCGCCGUGAAUUCACCAGCGGGAGCGCGCUCGCGGCCGCGCGUUCUUCGCUUUCCCGGCUCCGUCGCUGACGCGUCGUAGACGUUGGGGAGCGGAGGACAGCAGCAGCGGGUCGGGAUGAACAGCGGCGGCGGCUUCGGUUUGGCUUUAGGCUUCGGCCUUACCCCUACGGCGGUGAUUCAGGUGACCAAUCUGUCGUCGGCGGUGACCAGCGAGCAGAUGCGGACGCUUUUUUCCUUCCUAGGAGAAAUCGAGGAGCUGCGGCUUUACCCCCCAGACAACGCACCUCUUGCUUUUUCUUCCAAAGUAUGUUAUGUUAAGUUUCGUGACCCAUCAAGUGUUGGCGUGGCCCAGCAUCUAACUAACACGGUUUUUAUUGACAGAGCUCUGAUAGUUGUACCUUGUGCAGAAGUGAUGCAGCCAACACGAACGGUUGUCAUGUGUAACACAACUUUCGAUCACCGCGAAAACACCGUCCUGGGAAAGCGUCCAUGCUUGAUAUCGUUUGGUUCAUGAACAUUAAGUUUCCAGUACAGGUAAAAUUCCAGAGGAAUCCAAAGCCCUCUCUUUAUUGGCUCCUGCUCCGACCAUGACAAGUCUAAUGCCUGGUGCAGGCUUGCUUCCCAUACCGACCCCAAAUCCCCUGACUACAUUGGGUGUUUCCCUUAGCAGUUUGGGAGCCAUACCAGCAGCAGCACUAGACCCCAACAUUGCAACACUUGGAGAAAUACCACAGCCACCACUUAUGGGAAAUGUGGAUCCUUCCAAAAUUGAUGAAAUUAGGAGAACAGUCUAUGUUGGCAAUUUGAAUUCCCAGACAACGACAGCUGAUCAGCUACUUGAAUUUUUUAAACAAGUUGGAGAAGUGAAGUUUGUGCGGAUGGCAGGUGAUGAGACUCAGCCAACUCGGUUUGCUUUUGUGGAAUUUGCAGACCAAAAUUCUGUACCAAGGGCCCUUGCUUUUAAUGGAGUUAUGUUUGGAGACAGGCCACUGAAAAUUAAUCACUCCAACAAUGCAAUAGUAAAACCCCCUGAGAUGACACCUCAGGCUGCAGCUAAGGAGUUAGAAGAAGUAAUGAAGCGAGUACGAGAGGCUCAGUCCUUUAUCUCAGCAGCCAUUGAACCAGAGUCUGGAAAGAGCAAUGAAAGAAAAGGCGGUCGAUCUCGUUCCCACACUCGUUCAAAAUCCAGGUCUAGCUCAAAAUCCCAUUCUAGACGAAAAAGAUCACAGUCAAAACACAGGAGUAGAUCCCAUAAUAGAUCACGUUCAAGACAAAAAGACAGACGUAGAUCUAAGAGCCCACAUAAAAAACGCUCUAAAUCAAGGGAGAGACGGAAGUCAAGGAGUCGUUCGCGUUCACGGGACAAGAGAAAAGACACCCGAGAAAAGAUCAAGGAAAAGGAAAGAGUGAAAGAAAAAGAUAGAGAAAAGGAAAGGGAAAAAGAGAGAGACAGGGAGAAGGAACGUGAAAAAGAAAAGGAACGGGGUAAAAACAAAGAGAAAGACCGGGAUAAAGAACGGGAAAAGGACCGGGAUAAAGACAAGGAAAAGGACAGAGAGAGAGAGCGGGAGAAAGAACAUGACAAGGAGCGAGACAAGGAAAAGGAACAGGACAAAGAAAAGGAACGAGACAAGGACAGAUCGAAAGAGAUAGAUGAGAAAAGAAAGAAGGAUAAAAAAUCCAGAACACCACCCAGAAGUUACAAUGCAUCAAGAAGAUCUCGUAGUUCCAGCAGGGAAAGGCGUAGGAGGAGGAGCAGGAGUACUUCCAGAUCACCAAGAACAUCAAAAACUAUAAAAAGGAAAUCUUCUAGAUCUCCAUCCCCUAGGAGCAGAAAUAAGAAGGAUAAAAAGAGAGAAAAAGAAAGGGACCACAUUAGUGAAAGAAGAGAGAGAGAACGUUCAAGCUCUACAAGAAAGAGUUCUAAUGACCGAGAUGGAAAGGAAAAGUUGGAGAAGAACAAUACUUCACUUAAAGAGAAGGAACACAAUAAAGAACCAGAUUCAAACGUGGGCAAAGAAGUAGAUGACAAGGAUGCACCAAGGACUGAGGAAAACAAAGUACAGCAAAAUGGGAAUUGUCAGCCAAAUGAAGAAAACCUCUCUACCAAAACAGAAGCAGUAUAGGACUGACAAAUGCACCUCUGAACACAUGCUGGAAUAAAAUCCAAAGCUUUUGAUUCUCUCGACAAGAUGUUAAACAGUGAAGAAAUCCAGUUGAGCAUAAAGAUACAGACUAACAGCUUUUCUAGUUGUUAGGUGACUUUGUGGCCAUCUUGUUAUGGAGUAAGAAAAUAAAGCAUGGACAUCGUGAAAAUAACACGUGUUACCCAAACUCAUCUUCUAGAAUCUGUGCAUUUCCAUGGUGGCUGACACACUUGUCAUGUGGUUUGUUAGUGUUUGCCAAGAACUAUUACAAAUAAAUGGGACAUCAAAAAUCCAAAUUUGUACUAUCCGUAAAGACUGGAGAUAAGCAUUGGAGACUCUUUUAAAAAAUGGUAGUUGCUGAAUUUUGUAUUGUUUUACUUUUUUUUCCUUUUUAAAUUUCAGUAUAUACAGAUUUGAUGAUGUGCUUGAAAUCGGUGCAAAUAUAUACACACCCUUGUAAGUGCAGAGUAUGUAAGAAGUUUUAAACAUUUACUUCACAGGAUUUACGGUGAUUGUGUUAAAUUCUCACUAUUGUGUUUUCUUUUGCUCACUGUUUAGGACAACAGUUUUUGUUUUUGUUAAAAUAGUUUUACAGACUAAAAUUGCUUAACCUAAGAGGUUUAACAAACAACUGACAAUGCAUGCUCCUGUUCUCUUUCAAAAGGAAGAGCACCCAUGUCGAAUACUAAUAAUAAUGUAUUAGUAUUCGGUGUUUAGAGUCAUUGGGUCUCCCCACAAAGUAAGCAUUUCUUUUUGAACUUUGUUGACAUUUCCAAGCUUAUUAGGAAUAACAUUGCAGUGUGUGUUGUCCGCUGUGGGUGGCAAAGGUGCCGUUAUGAAAAGAAAACUGGGUUUUCAAAAUGGGCUAUGGGAGCACAAGCUGAAGCUUUAGUGCCUUCUACAGUGUGGUAUGCUGUUUUCUAGAAUUUUAUAUGUGCUAGUCAUUCUCAGUUCAUAGGGAAUGUAGAUGGAUAUUCCAUUCACUCCCAGAGAGAAGUGUGCAAGUGGUAUGUCAGAAGAGCUUCUUACAUAGUUCACCUAACAUGAGGGAAGUCCUGUUUUCAAGAAUGACUUUAGAGCUUAAAACAACCAUGCGGUUUUGGGACCAUCAGUUUUAUACUGUGAUAAUUGAAAAUGAAGCAUGUUCGUUCUUACUUGACUUAAAUCAAAGCAAACACUUUCGUUGUCUCCAUUGGAUGGCCUUAAUUAUUACCUCUUAAUUAUCUUCUCAUAAAUGAUGUGCAGAAAUUCUAUGUAAAGGAGAACACAUGAGGUUAUUUGUUUUAAGGAUAUGUUUACUUGAGUUUAAAAUAUAGGUCAUCCAUUACUCUUAGGCUCACUUUCUGCAGGAAGUAACAAGUAGUAAAAUGACAACAUUGCUAAUAUUUUCCCCCAAAGCCAUAACUCAUAGUUUCAGAAAUCUUUUCAUUAUUGUUUUGUUUCCCCGAAGUUACACCUUUUAAUUAGCAUGUUAUUAAAAAAAUCAAGUAUAAUUAUUUUAAUGCAGUCUAAUACAAUCAGAUUACUCCGUUGCCUUACCUCAUGGGAAGAAUUACUUAUAGAUUUAAAAAGCUGAGUAGCUCAUCAGUUACUUGGUUUCAACUUGAGUUUUCUUUUAAUGUUAAUACUAUUGAAACUUAAGUAUUUGGUAGAGAAUGGAAAGAAUUGCCCUUAUUGCAAUGAAGCCUGGUUUGAUUAUGAAGCUGCUUAAUUACUCUUUCAUGUGUUCAGAAUUACUGUGUUUUUUUUUUCCUUUUUGUCACUGUGUACAUUAAAAUUUUUGAAAAUGCUUUACUAUGUAAAGUAUAGAUGGUCAUUUUAAUCAUUCAACCACAUAAGGUUGGCUGGUAAACAGCUUAUUCUGAUACAAGAAUGCUUGGGUGCAUAUGGAAAGAUUGUGAAGGAGUGUGUGUCUUGCAUCAACAAUUGUCUUAUUUAUAAUAUGUAAGUAGAAUAGAGCAAAUGUUUGAAUCUUUGUUAUUUUUAGUACCAUUUCUCUAAUAAAGCUAAGUAUUUUAGAGGAAA
Messenger RNA from Leptonychotes weddellii (Weddell seal), 4181 nucleotides. The record is from RefSeq and is a predicted model, not a curated record. Lineage: Eukaryota; Metazoa; Chordata; Mammalia; Carnivora; Phocidae.